Punica granatum (pomegranate) is the source of this 5446-nucleotide messenger RNA. The record is from RefSeq and is a predicted model, not a curated record. NCBI's taxonomy places the organism in Eukaryota, Viridiplantae, Streptophyta, Magnoliopsida, Myrtales, Lythraceae.
GCAGAGUCGUCGUCUCCAUAACCAUAACUUUGCUUCCUUAAACCUCUCCGUAGCUCGGGAACACCAACACGGACACGGACCGGGGAGGAGCAGAGACUCAGCACCGGAUCGGUCGAUCAAUGUCGGAUUCCAAGUGAUUGAGGAUACCCCAAAAGAGGAAAUUGGCGCAUGGUUUUGCAGAUGAAGACCCCACUUAGAUCUGGGUUCUGUCUCGUGAUCGUCCUGGUCUGUCUGGGAUUGCUGGUCGGCGUUCAUGGGGAGACCCGGAGGCCGAAGAACGUUCAGGCCGCUGUUCGAGCUAAGUGGUCGGGCACCCCGUUGCUCCUAGAAGCUGGGGAGUUGCUGUCUAGAGAAUGGAAAGAUCUUUUCUGGGAGUUCGUCGAGGUCUGGAUUCAAAACGAGGAAGACCAUACAGGAUCCUAUACAGCUCGGGAUUGCCUCAAGAAAAUUCUAAGUCAUGCGAACUCUCUACUAAGUGAUUCGUUGGCGCCGCUAUUUGAGUUCUCUCUUUACCUGAGAUCAGCAUCGCCAAGAGUAGUGCUUUAUAGGCAAUUAGCGGAGGAUUCUCUCUCAUCAUAUCCGGAUGCUGAAGAAAUUAGCUCUGGUGACUAUGGUCCAGGAGUUACUGGGAAAUUUGAUAAUACGGAGAGCAGAAAAGUAGAUUCUCUGCUUGUUGGUAAGAACCCAGAAAGUCCUCGUGGAAAGUGUUGCUGGGUGGACACUGGAGCAUCCCUCUUCUUUGAUGUUGCAGAUCUAAAAUCGUGGCUUCAUGGCCAUUCUAAGCAUGAUGGAGAUGUGGCUGGGCAGCCCGAACUCUUUGACUUUGACCAUCUCUAUUUUGAUGCAAAUAUUGCAAGUCCAGUAGCGAUCUUGUAUGGGGCUCUUGGAACUAGCUGCUUCAAGGAGUUCCAUCUCACCCUAGCUGAGGCUGCCAAAAAGGGUAAGGUUAGGUAUGUUGUCAGACCUGUAUUACCAACUGGGUGUGAAACAAAAGCUGGCGUAUGCGGUGCUAUUGGCGCGGGAGAUCCUGUAAACUUAGGUGGUUAUGGUGUGGAGCUUGCGUUGAAGAAUAUGGAAUACAAGGCUAUGGAUGACACCACUGUGAAGAAAGGGAUCACAUUAGAAGAUCCUCGAACAGAAGAUCUUAGCCAAGAAGUCAGAGGCUUUAUAUUUUCGAAGAUUCUGGAGCGCAAGCCUGAGCUGACAUCUGAAAUCAUGACAUUCAGGGAUUACUUGUUAUCAUCAUCGAUUUCUGAUACACUUGAUGUUUGGGAAUUGAAGGAUUUGGGACACCAGACUGCACAGAGAAUAGUUCGUGCUUCAGAUCCUUUGCAGUCGAUGCAGGAAAUCAACCAAAACUUUCCCAGUAUAGUGUCUUCUUUAUCUCGUAUGAAGCUCAACGAAUCAGUGAAAGAAGAGAUCCUUGCGAACCAGCGAAUGAUUCCCCCUGGGAAAUCUUUGAUGGCACUGAAUGGUGCUUUGCUCAAUAUUGAAGAUAUUGACCUUUUUCUGUUGUUAGACUUGGUUCAUCAAGACUUAUCUUUGGCCGAUCAGUUUGCAAAAACGAAGAUUCCGGAGAGCAUUAUAAGGAAACUCUUAACAUCCAUGCCUCCCAGUGAGUCCAGCAUGUUUAGAGUUGACUUCCGUUUUAGUCAUGUCCACUAUCUCAACAACCUGGAGGAGGAUUCCAUGUACAAGCGGUGGCGCAGCAACAUAAAUGAGAUUUUGAUGCCCGUCUUCCCAGGACAACUACGUUACAUUCGCAAGAAUCUUUUUCAUGCUGUUUUUGUACUUGAUCCAAACUCUGUCUGUGGUCUUGAGGCAAUUGACAUGAUCACUAACCUGUAUGAGAAUAGCUUUCCUAUGAGAUUUGGGGUGAUACUUUAUUCUUCUAACUUCAUAAAGAAGAUUGAAAGUGGUGCCGAACUACAUGGGGCUGUGGCCAAUAGUCAAAAUGAGGAGGAUCUUUCCAGUCUGAUGAUACGUCUUUUCAUUUAUAUCAAGGAAAACCAUGGAACUCAUUCAGCUUUCCAGUUCCUGAGUAAUGUAAAUAGACUGCGAAUGGAAUCAGAAUCUGAUGAUGCUAUUGAAAUGCACCACGUUGAAGGAGCAUUUGUAGAAACAGUGCUACCAAAGGCUAAAACUCCACCACAAGAUAUGUUGUUAAAGCUCGAAAAGGAUCAGAGCUUUAAAGAAACAUCUCAAGAGAGCUCCUUGUCCGUUUUAAAGUUGGGUCUGGCCAAGCGGCAGUGCAGUCUUCUGAUGAAUGGUCUUGUCCUAGAUGCCAAUGAGGAGGCCCUUGUGAAUGCAAUGAAUGAUGAGCUCCCAAGAAUACAGGAGCAAGUUUAUUAUGGGCAUAUAAAUUCUCACACCGAUGUCCUGGACAAAUUCUUGUCUGAAAGUGGCAUCAGUCGCUAUAACCCACAGAUUAUUGGAGACAGCAAGACUAGACCGAAGUUUGUUUCUCUCGCUUCUCUAAUACUUGGAGGGGAAUCCGUGCUAAAUCAUAUUGACUACUUGCAUUCUCCUGAAACUAUGGAUGAUUUGAAGCCUGUGACUCAUCUUCUUGCUGUUGAUGUGACAUCCAAUGAAGGGAUAAAAUUGCUUCGCGAAGGAAUAAGAUACCUGAUGGCAGGGACUAAAAUUGCUCGAUUGGGAGUGCUCUUUAAUGCUAAACAGGAUGCAGAUUUAUCUAGUCUGCUCUUCGUGAAAGUCUUUGAAUUUACUGUAUCCUCAUAUGGCUACAAGAAAGAGGUUUUGAACUUUCUGGACCAGCUUUGUUCGUAUUAUGAGCAUGAAUAUGUUCUUGACCCUUCAGCGGCAGUUCAAGAUGGUCACAGAGAAAAAUUGCAGAGUACAAUCUAUGAGCUUGCUCAUGAAAAUGGAUUAUCAACUGAUGCCUUUAAAUCCAUGCUCGGUGAAUAUGAUAUUGACAAGAUGAGAGAACGUCUGAAUAAGGUUGCAGAGUUUCUUUAUAGGCUUACUGGGGCUGGUUCAGCUGUUAAUUCAGUUAUCACCAAUGGAAGGGUAAUGUUCCCUGUUGAUGCAAACUCUUUCCUGAGUGAUGAUCUGAGACUCCUUGAAUCCAUGGAGUUUAAGCAGAGGACAAAGUAUGUUCUUGAAAUUAUUGAGGAGGUGAAUUGGAAAGAUGUGGAUCCUGAUUUGUUGACAAGCAAAUUCCUAAGUGAUGUUGUGAUGUAUGUAUCGUCUGCAAUGGCCACGAGGGAACGUAGUUCUGAAAGUGCGCGGUUCGAGAUUUUACAUGCAGAUUACAGUGCUGUUAUUUUGGGGAAUGAAAAUGCUAGUAUUCACAUAGAUGCAGUCAUUGAUCCUUUAAGUCCGAUGGGACAGAAGCUAGCUUCACUUCUUCGAGUUGUAUGGAAGUAUUCUCAACCAAGUAUGAGAAUUGUACUGAACCCCAUGAGUUCCCUUGUUGAUCUUCCCCUUAAGAAUUACUACAGAUAUGUGCUUCCAACAAUGGAUGAUUAUAGCUCUACUGACAGCUCAAUAAAUGGACCUAAAGCUUUCUUUGCAAACAUGCCACUGUCCAAAACCCUCACAAUGAAUCUAGAUGUUCCUGAACCAUGGCUUGUUGAGCCUGUCAUCGCAAUUCAUGACCUGGAUAAUAUUUUGCUGGAGAAUCUUGGAGAUACACGGACUCUGCAAGCUGUAUUUGAGCUUGAGGCUCUUGUCCUUACUGGUCACUGUUCUGAGAAAGAUCACGAACCUCCUCGAGGCCUCCAGUUGAUUCUUGGAACUAAGAGCAAGCCUCACUUGGUAGACACCCUUGUGAUGGCCAAUCUGGGUUACUGGCAGAUGAAAGUGUCUCCUGGGGUUUGGUACUUGCAGCUUGCUCCUGGUAGAAGUUCCGAGCUAUAUACCCUAAAGGAUGAAGAGGAUGGAAAUUCAUUAAAACGAAUUACGAUUGAUGAUAUGCGGGGAAAGGUGGUCCAUCUCGAAGUAAUGAAGAAGGAAGGGAAGGAACAUGAAAAGUUGUUGGUUUCAACUGAUGAUGAGAACCAAUCAGAAGACGCAAAAGGCGGCCGAAAUAGCUGGAACUCUAAUAUAUUAAAAUGGGCUUCUGGUUUAGUGGGUGGCAAUGAACAGGCUAAAAAGAGUCGGGACACAUCGGUGGUGCGUGGGAAGGGAGGUAGACAAGGAAAGCCAGUCAACAUAUUUUCAAUUGCUUCUGGGCACCUUUACGAGCGGUUUCUGAAGAUCAUGAUACUAAGUGUCCUGAAGAACACCAGGCGUCCAGUAAAAUUCUGGUUCAUCAAGAAUUAUCUGUCCCCUCAGUUUAAGGAUGUGAUCCCACACAUGGCACAAGAAUAUGGAUUCGACUAUGAACUGGUUACCUACAAAUGGCCUACAUGGUUACACAAACAGAAGGAAAAGCAAAGGAUUAUUUGGGCAUACAAAAUCUUGUUCCUUGAUGUCAUAUUUCCUCUUUCCCUGGAGAAGGUUAUAUUUGUCGAUGCAGACCAAGUAGUGAGGGCAGAUAUGGGCGAACUUUAUGAUAUGGACUUAAAAGGAAGACCACUCGCAUAUACUCCAUUCUGCGACAAUAACAAGGAAAUGGAUGGUUAUCGCUUCUGGAGACAGGGUUUCUGGAAGGAACACUUGAGAGGAAAACCGUACCAUAUUAGCGCUCUCUAUGUCGUAGAUCUAGUGAAAUUCCGGGAGACAGCAGCUGGAGAUAAUCUCAGAGUGUUCUACGAAUCUCUAAGCAAGGAUCCAAACAGUCUAUCUAAUCUUGAUCAGGAUCUUCCAAAUUAUGCUCAGCACACGGUGCCCAUCUUCUCCCUACCCCGAGAAUGGCUGUGGUGCGAGUCAUGGUGUGGCACUGCCACUAAAUCCAAGGCAAAGACAAUUGAUCUCUGCAACAAUCCCAUGACCAAGGAACCAAAGCUUCAGGGUGCAAGGAGAAUAGUGCCUGAGUGGACAGAUCUCGACUCAGAGGCGCGGAGGUUCACUGCAAAAAUCCUCGGAGAUGAACCUGAUCUUCAAGUGCCAGUACAAUCCCCUGCCCAAUCAAAGCCAGAGGAAGCGAAAGUGGACAGUUCAUUAGAAGAUGACCUCGAAUCUAAGUCAGAGCUGUAAAUACAACCAGGCACCAUUGCAGGGUCGCACUAUUCUUGCAUCUCGGAGAGCCCGGAGGUCGUUUAUGACAGAUAUGACGAGGAGAGGCAGCAUGAAGCACACUGACAAAUGUGAGGAAGAACAUUUUUGUGGCUGCAGGUCUAUAGAACUUGAUUAUCAUACGGUCAGACUAUUGCUAGUAUUAUUGUUAUUCAUAUUGCCAAUUUUGGUAGACACGCCAUCAAUAGGUCGGCGAUCGCAACAAAUGCUUGCCGAGAGAUGAGAUUAGAUUCCAGAAAUGAAACAUAGCAUUGUGAUCUCAUGCCUUACUUUGUUUGCAGCUGUUUUAAAAUACCUGUCUUUUGGA